AUGUCAACAACUAUUCUUCUCAAUAUAAAUCUGCUUGCGGCGAAACAUUUCAAAACUCACAAGAAACAAAUUGCUCAAGAAAUAUCAAAAAAGCAUGUGAAGAUUGAACAAGAAAGCUUGAAACGCUUUGAAACUGAAACUGCCAAUGUCGGUAAAGCAGACUUGAAAUUUCUUUUAAAGCAUAAAACCUUUUAUGACAAAUUAUAUAAGCUUUAUGCAGUAUCAAGGGUUUACGACUAUUGCAAAACUUAUAUGUUAAUUAAAUUGCCUUUAUGUACUCGUAUUACUUAA
Clunio marinus is the source of this 291-nucleotide messenger RNA. Lineage: Eukaryota; Metazoa; Arthropoda; Insecta; Diptera; Chironomidae. The record is from the annotation of a GenBank genome assembly.